This is a messenger RNA of Microdochium trichocladiopsis, 1443 nucleotides long. RefSeq lists its product as uncharacterized. Lineage: Eukaryota; Fungi; Ascomycota; Sordariomycetes; Xylariales; Microdochiaceae. The record is from RefSeq and is a predicted model, not a curated record. Bases 462 to 1187 code for a protein of 241 amino acids. The transcript is spliced from 3 exons.
GGCGGGCCGGUUGGGGAAGCGCCGAUUACCGGUUCCGGCCGGAGCGGGUCGUGCGGGCCAAAAGGCUUGGCCCAUUGUUGAGUGACGGGCCAACCCCCGGUCCUGUGAGCCGGCAUGUCAUGCCGGCGACGAGCCUAUCGUCGGACGCGUCAGUUGCUUCAAGCCAGCUUUUUCUGCCUCCAAAGGACCGACACGAGCAUGGCAUCCCUUUCUGAACGGACGGUUUGAUUGUGGCUGGUACUGCUCUUCUCGAGGUCAGACACAUCCGGCCGCGUACUUCUGCCCACACUUGGAGCUCUUAGCAACCAAACUUGACAACUUGUCAUUUGUACUUGAUCAAUAUCGAGGCAGUGAGUGUCGCUUAUCGGUGCACAGACUCAGAAGCCCUUGCGGACCAGAUCUUUCACCGUCGUGGCCAAAGCCGCCGCUCUCACAGUACCACUCGUCAUGGCCGCCUUGCCAUGGCGACCUCGACAGCGACAGAGGUGGCAAGCCGCCACGAUGAUACCCAGCGGCCUGCUAGCGCACCAGGCCGUCCGGCAUCCCUCACCAGCCGCAAAGUAGGCUCGUCCGCAGGAGAAUACAUCACAAGGAAGGAGGACGACGACGGCAUUGAGCUGCAACCUCUCCCACCGCCGGCACUGGCCCGAACAUCCUCGAGCGGCAACUCAUCGACGACGACAAGUGCGCACGAGUCGACAGGCACUCGCGAGCAUGGUGGCCAGCCGGGCCGUGCUCGGUCGAUAGCCUCGAGGCACUCGAGCACCGAGGACAUGCCCAAGAAUGCGCUGCAGCGGUUCUGGAGGGACCAUGUCAGUCUGCGGGUCGAGCACGCGUCGUGCCGGGAUCACUUGGCCCUGGAGAGAACAUAUCUGGGCUACUUCCGCACAUCGACCCUCCUGGCCACCACGGGCGUCUUCAUCACGCAGCUGUACGUGCUGCGGGAGCCGACGGAGCCCGUCGUCGGCAGCGCCACCGGCAUGGCCGUGGGCAGGCCGCUGGCCACGACGUGCUUCUCGCUGGCCCUGGGGACGAUACUCUGGGGCACCUGCCGCUUCUGGCGGUUCCAGCGGGCGCUUGUGCGCGGCAAGGCGCUGGCGGGAGGGUUUGAGCUUACCAUGGUGUUGGGGGUUUCUGUGCUCUUGCUCGUGACGAUGUUUGUUAUUACCAUUGUCAGCAAGGGUUGAAGUUCGCAUGAGGGCCCAGAAGAACGAAAAGGAUGGACGAAGACAGCCAGUUUCGACUUACAUUUCGAUCCCCAUGGCCUGAAUUGCGGACUGGGCAAUAUCUUGUGUCAACUUUGGGGGCAGCGAGCAGACGGCAAACACAACAGCGCACAGCCCAUGACGGCCUGAAAAGGCACUACAUGCGUACGAAUUCCUCAGAGAAACAAUAUUUGCAUAAUAGAUUGUGACAACACGAGCCAUUGUCAACUAUUCCCCA